Molecule: messenger RNA, 993 nt
Organism: Triticum turgidum subsp. durum (durum wheat)
Lineage: Eukaryota; Viridiplantae; Streptophyta; Magnoliopsida; Poales; Poaceae
Source: the annotation of a GenBank genome assembly
AUGGGCGGCGACGAGAUGGCCGUCGCGCUCCACUCGCUCUUCCUCUGGCUCCUCCUCCUCGUCGGCCGCCGCCGCCGCCCCGACGCCGCGAGCCCGGCGGAGCCCGGCCGCCUGGGGAAGGCCAGGAGCAGGCGCAGGGCCGCGGAGGAGGAGGACGUGCGCCGCCGCCGGGCGCUCUUCUGCCGCGUCUGGGCGCCGGCGGCCGGCGCGGAGACGAGGGGCAUUCUGCUCAUCGUACAUGGGCUCAACGAGCAUAGUGGGAGGUAUUUGCAUUUUGCCGAGCAGCUAACAUCAUGUGGCUUUGGAGUAUAUGCAAUGGAUUGGAUAGGUCAUGGUGGCAGUGAUGGUCUGCACGGUUAUGUUCCUUCUCUCGAUUAUGUCAUAGAAGACAUGGAAGUACUUCUUGAUAAAAUUAUGCUGGAGAAUCCAGAUGUUCCUUGUUUUCUACUCGGUCACUCCACUGGUGGAGCUGUUGUUUUAAAGGCGUCGCUGUACGCUCAUAUCAGAACCAGACUGGAAGGGAUCAUCCUGACUUCACCAGCUGUGCGUGUAAAACCAGCGCAUCCGAUAGUUGGGGCCGUGGCACCGAUAUUCUCUCUGAUAGCACCCAAGUUUCAAUUCAAGGGAGCCAACAAGCGCGGCAUCCCUGUGUCCCGCGACCCCGCCGCGCUGCUAGCGAAGUACUCUGACCCGCUGGUCUACACGGGGCCGAUCAGGGUCCGUACAGGCCACGAGAUCCUGCGCAUCUCCUCCUACCUGCUGCACAACCUGAAGAAGGUGACGGUCCCGUUCGUGGUCCUGCACGGCACCGCGGACCGUGUGACGGACCCCCUAGCCUCGCAGGAGCUCUACACGGAGGCCGCGUCGAGGCACAAGGACCUGCGUCUGUACGAGGGGUUCCUGCACGACCUGCUCUUCGAGCCCGAGCGCGACGAGAUCGCCGCCGACAUCAUCGGGUGGAUGGACCGGACGCUCGGUCUGCAAGCCGUAUGA